This is a messenger RNA of Elaeis guineensis (African oil palm), 620 nucleotides long. The record is from RefSeq and is a predicted model, not a curated record. Lineage: Eukaryota; Viridiplantae; Streptophyta; Magnoliopsida; Arecales; Arecaceae.
AUACAGAAAGUGACGAGUUAGGCAAUGACUCAAAUGAGGAUGAUGAUGAUGAUGGGAUAAGAGACUUGCGACGUGAUAUCGGUAGUUUCUUUAACGAUUGUCCUGUUGAGAAAAAUUUGGGGGCUUCUACAGAUUCGAAAGCACCAGAUAGAGACAUUGAUAUCUACUUAAAGCCAUUAGUAGAUGAGUUGAAUGAGUUAUGGGAUAAGGACAUUAUUCAAUUAGAUUAUGUCAAGGGUAAAAGUGUUGUUCUUUUUAAAUACAAGUGGUAUGAUCUGGAGUCUAGAAAUGCUAAUAUCAGGAUCGAUGGAAAUGUGCAAAGCAUAAAUGUAACCAGAUUAUGUGCAACAACAGAAGAAGAUUCUGUUGAUGAAGAGGAUCUUGAAAUGUCUCCUGCAGAUAUUGAAGAAUAUCACAUAGAGUCAUUAGAUAGAGAUGAUGUCGAACCUGAUAUAGUAGAUAACACUUUAUUGAAUACAAUGCAAGGUUUACAUUAUGAAGUAGGAGAGUUAGCAAUAAGGGAUAAUGAGGAUGAAGAUGAUACCUUGGUAGAAUAUUGCAUCGAAGAUGAUGAUCAACAGAAUGAUGAUGAUAAUGACCAUGACAAUGAUUUAUUUUGA